This is a messenger RNA of Chara braunii, 1484 nucleotides long. The record is from the annotation of a GenBank genome assembly. Lineage: Eukaryota; Viridiplantae; Streptophyta; Charophyceae; Charales; Characeae.
ACCCAUUGGAGACACAUCUCCUUGGGAGGUUAUUCAUCCUCAGGACUGAUCAUCAAACCCUGAGAUGGAUGAGAACUCAGCCAGAACUCUCAAAUGCUCUCAAGCGUUGGAUCGAAGUCAUUGAGCAGUACGACUUUGACCCUCACUAUCUGAAAGGGGAGUACAACAAGGUUGCUGAUGCCUUGUCGCGUAGACCUGAAUUCUAUGGUGCGCUGAUUACUGAGUUUGAUCUGAUGGACAAUGUUACUCAGUCCUUGGUGGAGGCCUAUCGGGAGGACCAGUUCAUGUCUGAGAUCAUACAUAGAUUUCAGGCGAAGGACAAGAAGACCUAUGUCGAGUUUGAGUUGGUCAAUGACAUGCUGUUCCUUGAGAAGGCAGGGAAUAAACGAUUGUGUGUUCCUAAUAGCGAGUCUUUGCGUAGUUUAUUUUUAGGUGAGUGUCAUGAUGCCACCAGCCAUUUUGGGUACAAGAAGACCGCAGCUAAUCUGGUGCAGCGGUUUUGGUGGCCCACGAUGAUGCGAGAUGCCGAGCCGUACGUGGAGACUUGUCAAGUCUGUCAGAGGGACAAGCCACGAACACAGGCUCCUCUUAGGCUUUUGAAGCCCCUUCCGAUUCCGGAAAGGCCUGGUGAGAACUUGUCCAUGGAUUUCAUGGAUACGCUGAUCACCAGCAAGAGUGGGAUGAGACACAUCUUCGUUAUCGUGGAUAGAUUUAGCAAGUAUGCUAGAUUAAUAGCAAUGCCGGAAACAGCACGAACGAAGUAUGUAAUCAGAAUGUUCAAAGAGAACUGGGUCAGGGAUUUUGGUUUACCGAAGUCCAUUAUCAGUGACAGGGAUGUCCGAUUUACAAGCGAAUUGUGGAAGGCCGCUGCUGCAGAGCAGGGAACUCAGUUGCAAAUGACUUCUGGGAAUCACCUAGAGGCCAACGGCCAGGCCGAGCAACUGAAUCGCGUUGUACAACAUCUGUUGAGGCAUUACAUCAAGCCGAACCAGGUGGACUGGGAUGAGAAACUUGCUCUCAUCACCAGCAUGUACAACAAUGUUGUACACAUCACCAUUGGGGUGAGCCCGAACAGUUUGCUAUCGACUUUCAAGCCUAGACUACCCUUAGACUUUCUCCUUCCUGAGAAUCACUCAACUGCUGCACCGGGUACUUUAGAGUUCGCCUACAGAUAUGAACAGAAGAUGCAGCAGGCGAUAGAACAGAUGCAGAAGGCACAGACAACAAUGAUAGAGUCUGAGAAUAGACACCGUUUCAGGUUGGGGACAGAGUUUGGGUAAAGUCCUCAGAACUAGGACAGGAGUACGGGAUUUCCCGUAAACUCAUGCCACAGAGCUUUGGGCCAUGGGAAGUCUUAGAUAUCGUCGGGACUGAUCCCGAUGGACCAUCCUAUGUCAUCCGGAUCCCAGGUCAUCUUCGUACUUACCCUGUCUUUCACGCCUCCAAGCUGGCACCUUUCAAAGAAACAAAUCAGUUUCCAUCUC